UUCGCUGUCCCUUACCUACGCAACUCUACAUCGCAGCAUCUACUUCAUUCUCUCUCUAUCAUUUUCUCUCUCCCUCUCUCUGCUGCCGGACAGCAUGAUGAACUCGCGCUACUCGGCGCAACUGGCGCCACUCCUCCUCCGUCAUGGGAACAGGAUCGCUUUCUCCCGCGCUGCUCGCCUCCCGCGCACCUUGCCUGCUGUCGCCAUCUUGACUCCCCGUAUGAGUGCUUCAACAGACUCGCAACAUCACUCGGGACAGAAUAGUGGCCCACCACCGGGCUUCAACAUCGAGCAGGCUAAGAAACCGCUCAGUAAGGAGUCCGACAAGAAGGCCACAGAUCACAAAAUCACCAUUCCUGCCGACCAGCCUACCGAAAGUGCCCCGACCUCGGCUGCGGAACAGCAGGCGUUGAAUGAGAUUGCCGCUCAGACAGCUGCCGAAGAGCAUGCAGAGACGACAAAGGAGGUUGCAAAGAAGGACGAGGAGGAGAAGAAAAAGAAGAAGUUGACCUUGUGGCAGAAGGUCAAGCACGAAGCACAGCAUUAUUGGGAUGGAACCAAGCUGCUCGGCACAGAAGUGCGCAUUUCAUGGAAACUGGCCUUCAAGAUGGCUGCUGGAUACGAACUCACCCGCCGAGAGCACCGACAACUCACUCGAACGGUACAGGAUUUGGGUCGACUGGUCCCAUUCUCCGUCUUUGUCUUGGUGCCCUUUGCUGAGCUGCUCCUCCCCGUUGCUCUGAAGCUCUUCCCCAACAUGCUUCCUUCCACGUACGAGAAUGCAAAGACCAAGGACGCGAAGGCUGUCAAGCUGAGGUCAUCUCGUAAGGAGGUCUCCAACUUCCUGCGCCAGACCAUGCGAGAGUCUGGCUUGCCCGUCUCGGCCACCACUGCGCAAAAGGAGGAGUUUACAGAGUUCUUCCGCAAAUUGAAGACGACGGGAGAGGAGCCCACCAAGUCCGACAUCAUCAAAGUCUGCAAGCUCUUCAAGGAUGAUUUGACCCUGGAUAACUUGUCGAGGCCACAACUCAUUGGCAUGUGCAAGUACAUGAACCUAGGCACAUUCGGCACGGACGCCAUGCUGCGGUAUACGGUGCGCCAUCGCAUGCGACAGAUCAAGCGCGACGACAAGGCUAUCAGCUACGAAGGAGUGGAAUCGCUGUCUGUCCCAGAACUGCAGAAUGCCUGCGCUGCCCGCGGACUACGAACACAUGGUAUGAGUCCUGGUCGUCUGCGAGAUGAUUUGCAAAUGUGGCUCGAUCUCCGUCUCAAGUACGGUGUUCCGAGCACACUGCUGGUCCUGAGCAAUGCCUUCAUGUACGCGACUGGCAAGGAGAAUGAGUUUGAGGGCCAAAUGUCGGCACUGCAGGCCGUCCUGGCCAGCAUUCCCGAAGAGCUCUUCCACGAGAUUGAACUCGAGGUCCACACUGCCGAGGGUGCUACCACCAACAAGCAGAGACUGCAAGUCAUCAAGGAGCAGCAAGAGUUGAUUCAAGAGGAGAAUGAGCAGGCCGAGGAACAAAAGGCUUCCGGUCGGGAAGAAGUGGUCGACGACAAGGAGAAUAUCGACGAGAAGGAUGAGGAGCAGAGACAAUCCGACGCUCUCGCCCACUCGAAAGCACAGGCUGAAUCCGACAUGCUCGAGUCCGAGCAAGACCUGGACAAGCAGCAAAAGUCUUCCUCAGACGGCGCCGGCCCUUCUUCAGUACAGGAGAAGAAGUCGACGUAAGAGACGGCAAGGGGCGUGCAUGUAACGAUUAUGGCAGUUAGCGAGGGGCACUCUUGAAUAGAGGCAUAGAUUGGCGACGUGGCGUUUUGAAGCCUCAAUUCAUUAUGUGUAUCAGUCCAUGAUGGACCAAAGAGGGGCAAUAGAGAAAAGUCAGGUAGCAUCAUCAUCAUCAUCAUCACCAUCAUGAGAAAUUUUGCUGUAAUAUGCCAAGAAUGACAAUGUGGAGGAAAGAGGGGGAAGAGAGAGUAUGAAAGAGAUACUACACUGCUCACUCCAAAGUAUGCAUGGCAAGAAACAAAGGUAUAGCA
Molecule: messenger RNA, 2037 nt
Organism: Sphaerulina musiva SO2202
Lineage: Eukaryota; Fungi; Ascomycota; Dothideomycetes; Mycosphaerellales; Mycosphaerellaceae
Product: LETM1-domain-containing protein
Exons: 1
Coding region: 95-1729 (544 amino acids)
Biological process (GO): intracellular monoatomic cation homeostasis
Cellular component (GO): mitochondrial inner membrane
Molecular function (GO): ribosome binding
Source: RefSeq, a predicted model, not a curated record